Molecule: messenger RNA, 2192 nt
Organism: Caenorhabditis elegans
Lineage: Eukaryota; Metazoa; Nematoda; Chromadorea; Rhabditida; Rhabditidae
Gene: tdc-1
Product: Tyrosine decarboxylase
Exons: 10
Coding region: 1-2118 (705 amino acids)
Biological process (GO): amino acid metabolic process
Cellular component (GO): axon; cytoplasm; perikaryon
Molecular function (GO): tyrosine decarboxylase activity; carboxy-lyase activity; pyridoxal phosphate binding
Source: RefSeq, marked reviewed
AUGGUUUACGGGCUUGGCGAGGCGCUGAAGAAUCUUAACAGUUACUGCCAAGAGAGAACUACUCGCAUUCGAAACUCUUUGUCUCCGUCCAGGCCUUCGAUGAGUGAGGCGACAGCGACAGGAAGCAGUAGCAGCUCAAGAGCAUCCACUACUAUUCCUUCAACGCCUAACAUGGAUGUGACACCGACUGUGGAGGAUCCACGCCAGAAUGACAAUAACGCUUCAGGAAUGACACGUGACGAAUUCCGUCAAUACGGAAAGGAAACAGUUGAUUAUAUUGUGGAUUACUUGGAAAACAUUCAAAAGCGACGAGUUGUUCCUGCUAUUGAGCCCGGAUACCUGAAAGAUCUGAUUCCAUCGGAAGCACCAAACACUCCGGAAUCAUUUGAAUCUGUAAUGGAAGACUUUGAAAAGCUCAUCAUGCCAGGAAUAACUCAUUGGCAACAUCCGAGAUUUCAUGCUUACUUUCCUGCUGGAAAUUCAUUCCCAUCGAUUAUCGCUGAUAUGCUGAGUGAUGCAAUUGGAUGUGUUGGAUUCUCUUGGGCGGCUUGUCCAGCAAUGACGGAACUUGAACUUAUUAUGCUUGAUUGGUUCGGAAAAAUGAUUGGACUCCCAGCAGAGUUUCUUCCAUUGACUGAGAACGGUAAAGGUGGUGGAGUAAUCCAAUCAAGUGCUUCAGAAUGCAACUUCGUUACACUUUUGGCAGCAAGAUUUGAAGUGAUGAAAGAACUUCGUCAGAGAUUCCCGUUCGUAGAGGAAGGGCUUUUGCUGUCAAAGCUUAUAGCUUAUUGCUCAAAGGAAGCCCAUUCUUCCGUUGAGAAAGCUUGCAUGAUUGGAAUGGUAAAACUACGAAUUUUGGAGACGGAUUCGAAAUUCCGUCUGCGUGGAGAUACUCUCAGAAAUGCGAUCCAAGAAGACAGAAACCUAGGACUGAUCCCAUUCUUCGUUUCCACGACUCUUGGAACCACUUCCUGUUGCUCGUUUGAUGUACUAUCCGAAAUUGGUCCAAUCUGCAAAGAAAACGAGCUAUGGCUUCAUGUUGAUGCUGCCUAUUCCGGUUCGGCGUUCAUUUGUCCCGAAUUCCGUCCUCUGAUGAAUGGUAUUGAAUAUGCAAUGUCUUUCAAUACUAACCCCAACAAAUGGCUUCUUAUCAACUUUGAUUGCAGUACAAUGUGGGUACGUGAUCGUUUCAAACUCACACAGGCUCUUGUCGUAGAUCCUCUCUACCUGCAGCACAGCUGGAUGGAUAAGUCUAUCGACUAUCGUCAUUGGGGAAUUCCUCUUAGUCGAAGAUUCAGAUCUCUCAAAUUGUGGUUUGUCAUUCGAAUGUAUGGAAUUGAUGGACUGCAAAAGUAUAUUCGUGAGCACGUGAGAUUGGCUAAAAAGAUGGAGACACUUCUGAGAGCGGACGCCAAGUUUGAAAUCGUCAACGAGGUUAUCAUGGGACUUGUGUGUUUCAGAAUGAAGGGUGAUGAUGAGCUCAACCAAACCCUUUUGACUCGUCUCAACGCUUCUGGGCGGAUUCACAUGGUUCCCGCAUCACUGGGCGAUCGUUUUGUGAUCCGCUUCUGUGUAUGUGCCGAAAAUGCAACAGAUAAAGACAUUGAGGUCGCCUACGAAAUUAUUGCACAAGCCACUCAACAUGUUCUUCACGACAGUGUAAAAGCUGUGAUCGCUGAGGAAGAUGAAGAAGCUGUGGCUCUAGAGGAGAUGGUUGCUGAUUUGAACAUUACUGAAACUCCUGAAAAGUGUCUUACUCGACAGAACUCGGCAAAUGCAGCUGAGAGUGGUCAAAAGUUGGAGAGGCAACUAUCGAAAGAAGAGAUUCUAGCUCAAAAACAACACGAGAGCCUUGCGAAGAAGAGAUCCUUCCUAGUUCGUAUGGUUUCGGAUCCCAAAUGCUACAAUCCGAAAAUUGUUAGACAUCUCAACAUGGCCAACCAUCGUAAAAUGAGUCAAGAUCUUUACCGAGACAGAACUUUGAUGCAAACUAUUUCGCAUUCUCAACGUCCGAAUCGUUUAUCACAAUCACCAGGUUCCGCGGGAUCAGCGUUUUUCGAUGACGAUGAUGAUCGUAUUGUAGCCGAUGUGCAAACUGGAUUGCAAACCCCAAUAUAAUAACAUUAAACAAUUUAAUUAUAAAGGAAAUAUAGAGAAGUAGAUGGGAUAAUUAUCACAAUAAAGAUGGAAUA